Molecule: messenger RNA, 762 nt
Organism: Colletotrichum orchidophilum
Lineage: Eukaryota; Fungi; Ascomycota; Sordariomycetes; Glomerellales; Glomerellaceae
Exons: 2
Coding region: 1-762 (253 amino acids)
Source: RefSeq, a predicted model, not a curated record
AUGGCCUCGUCCCCUAAGAAGGUUGUUUUGAUAACAGGCGCCAAUCAAGGUGUUGGAUACGAGACAGCCAAGAACCUUCUCCGAUCUUCCAGCGACUAUCAUAUCAUAAUUGGAAGUCGCGAUACCGCAAAAGGGGAAAUUGCCGUCAACAAACUACAAUCAACUACCAUUGAAAAUGGUUCAGUCACAUUCACUCAGCUAGAUGUAACCGACACCGAGUCGAUCGAUGCUGCAGCCCAGUAUGUUGAGCGCGAGUGGGGAAGACUAGACAUCCUCGUCAACAACGCAGGCAUCGUCUCCAUGAAAAGCCCGCCCUCAACGGCUGAGUUCCGACGCACCCUAGACACCAACGUAAUCGGUGCUCUCAGUGUGACCGAGGCCUUUCUCCCACUUUUGAAGAAAGCCGCUCAUACGCCACCGCGUCUGGUCUUUGUUAGCUCCAGCAUGGGAUCCAUCGCUCACGCCGCCGAUCCAAGUUCGCCUUACUACAGUCCCCAUGUUACCGAGUACAGAGUCAGUAAGGCAGCGCUGAAUAUGCUGCUCACGGUUUAUGCGGCGCGCUUGAAGCCUGAUGGGUUCAUGGUCCAUGGGGCCGACCCGGGGCUAUGCGCUACCAACUUUACCGGCGACCCAGGUUCUCUCAAGGAUAGGGGUGCGGCGGAGCCGUCUGAUGGUGGCGAGCGUGUUGCUACUGUUAUCAGAGGGGAGCAUGAUGGAAAUGCUGGUCGUGUGAUUGGCGUUUAUGGGGUUUGUCCCUGGUAG